AUGGACAUGAACAGUGGACGACCUCUCAUUCCUCGCCUUCCAAGCGGUGUAUCUCCUCAAAACCACAGUCCAUCAAAUACAAGACCUGCGACCUCGGCUCGACGACAGAUCCGCUCACGCGAGGGAUGUUUAACAUGCAAGAGGAGAAAAGUCAAAUGUGAUGAGCAAAGACCACGAUGCUCUCAUUGCGAGAGACUAAAUAUGGAGUGCAAAUGGCGACCUCAGCAACGAUCAGGAGUUCAAAGGAGACAAGCGCCUUCCACCGAAGUCCCUGAUCAAUCUAUCGAGCAGCACCUAUCACCAAAUUUCGAUACAUCACCGGGGAGCUCAGUAUUCCAACCAGGAAAUGCAGUUGAUGAAGUCUUCGAUUAUGCAAGUUUCAUGUGGGACUACGGUGAUUUUUGGCAACACGCCUCACCAGAGACACAGCAGCAUCAGGGGUUGGAACCAAACAUGUUGGCGGCUCAAUCGCAGAUCACAUUCCCUGACAGGACAGCUUUUGCGACACCACUUCCAGCGCCCUCACUGUCACAGAGCAAUGGUAGUCGGGACCAAGAUACUACGGAUGGGAGUGCUAAGUUGAUGGAAUUCUUCGCCAGCUCCGUCAAUCCCCCUAUCAUCGCUGAGGUCGAGACUCAGAAGAAGUGGGUGUCCAUGCGACAAGCUGUUGUCGAAAUGGCAAGCAUUUCUCCCAUGGUGCGACACGCGAUCAUGGCCUUUUCGAAUUUACUUCUUUCUCGACGCGAUGGGAACUGGACUAUGAGCGAUGAGGAUCACUAUCAGCGAGGCGUUACCGAGGUCGCGAGCCAUGACGGCACAUCAAUGUCGGAACACAGCCCUGCACGCGAAUACCUUCUCGCAGCAUUAUUCUUUCUCAGCUAUAUCGAUAUCUUGGAGAGUCGUCUCGAUGCUGCGCACUCAAAUCUCAAGCGCGCAUAUACGCUCUUCCAAAGUAGUAAUAAGCACGGCCUGACAGCGGUAGAGAAGCAGUUGCUUCUUUGGAUUCGACUUCUUGAUGGUCGGGCGGUGACGGCUGGUGGCUCUGGUCUUUUUCUCACUAAAGACGACGAAGUUCUUUUGGUAGAAGCAUCACCCGCGAGUUUCGAUGGUGAGCCCGAAGAAGUUUCGAAAGAUCCCACCGAUGACAUUGAGGACGUGUUGUUUCAAGUAUUGUAUCAACCUGGCGUUGUGUUCUACCAAAAAGUCCAAAGCUUCAUGGGGAGGAUAUCCAAGAUAGACCCCUGGCAUCGUUCUCGAGGGACGGUCGAAGACGAAAUCGAAGUCAUGAACAUCGGUACGGUUAUAGCGGCUGAUUUGCGAACUCUAUACGAACACCGUCCACCAUUGAUGGACUUUGCUGUGGCAGGCAAGCUAAAGGAGCCUCACGUCUCGAAGCAUCUAGCUUUUGUCAUCACACGAGCAUUUCGAACGUACCUGUCAAACUAUUACGCAAGCAAAGUCCACCUCCACCGAGUUGCGUACAAGAACCUUCCCCUGACCAAGGAGGCGUCUGAGGCGUUGGACCAGAUCCGAAAUCUCGCUAGACAAAUUGUGGCGGACUUGGACCCUGAGGAUACGCUCCCCGUCAACAUGCUCUGGCCGCUGCUGAUGCUGGGAGUUGAAGAGCAAGAUGCCAACGAAAAGGCGUGGAUAAAGACUCAAAUUCUCAGAAUGGAGAAGGUUGCUGGCAACGCGCGCAUCACGGCGCAAGUGUUAGAAGAGGUUCAAGCUCGACAAGAUGCUGCCAAGGCACGAAUGGAUAUCCGGGCCGUGAUGCAUGCCGUUUUCAACUCAUGCUUUGCCAUUGUCUGA
Fusarium odoratissimum NRRL 54006 is the source of this 1812-nucleotide messenger RNA. RefSeq lists its product as uncharacterized. Lineage: Eukaryota; Fungi; Ascomycota; Sordariomycetes; Hypocreales; Nectriaceae. Bases 1 to 1812 code for a protein of 603 amino acids. Gene Ontology annotation, biological process: positive regulation of transcription by RNA polymerase II. Gene Ontology annotation, molecular function: zinc ion binding; DNA-binding transcription factor activity, RNA polymerase II-specific; transcription cis-regulatory region binding. The transcript has 3 exons. Gene Ontology annotation, cellular component: nucleus. The record is from RefSeq and is a predicted model, not a curated record.